Diabrotica virgifera virgifera (western corn rootworm) is the source of this 7937-nucleotide messenger RNA. RefSeq names its product sodium bicarbonate cotransporter 3 (gene Ndae1). The record is from RefSeq and is a predicted model, not a curated record. The coding region runs from base 508 to 3864 and encodes 1118 amino acids. Gene Ontology annotation, molecular function: solute:inorganic anion antiporter activity; monoatomic anion transmembrane transporter activity; sodium:bicarbonate symporter activity. NCBI's taxonomy places the organism in Eukaryota, Metazoa, Arthropoda, Insecta, Coleoptera, Chrysomelidae. Gene Ontology annotation, cellular component: plasma membrane. Gene Ontology annotation, biological process: transmembrane transport; monoatomic anion transport; regulation of intracellular pH. The transcript is spliced from 17 exons.
CUUUCGUUCUCCAGCUGAAAAUGCUCCAGCUUAGUUCCUAGUAGCUUCUUUUAGACAAAUUUUAGCAAACGUUUUUCUCUCUGUCUUACUAAACUGUUUAUACUAUUUUCAUAAUUAUGUCUGUUAAAAAGAUCGUUAAGUCGGUAUUCAAAUAUAUUCAUAGACUGAAGAAAAAUAAAACCGAUGCAAUAAGAUAUGUUAAAAUAUAGUUCUGUUGAUAUUGUUAACAAAAAUUAGGAAAGGUUGCGUUGUUUAGGAAACUGUUAUUUGAAGUUGUUUUGUUGACUUUAGUGCGAGCGUUAUGAAAAUGUGUGACAACUCUUUUUUGAAAGUCUAACAGGGCCUCCUUGUAAGUGACAGAGUAAACUUCAGACGUGCUCUUCUAUACCUAGGUACCUGUUUGUGGCCAAGUAGCAGAUCUUUAAGAGAUUAAACCACGUUGCGUGUUGAUGUAUACAUAUCUGCUUACAGAUUUACCUAAUAAAUAUAAUUUUCAGAACUAAUGAUAUGGACCCUCCAAAUUACAAUGACGAACCACCAAAAGAUCCUGGAGCUGACCACAAAAUAAAGGUUCCGUUUGAUGAGAAAGAUUUUGAAGGUCACCGCGCGCACACCGUCUUUAGCGGUGUCCCUGCGGAACGACGCCACUCGCAUCGACGCCAUCACCAUCGACAUCGGAGUCCUGAGAGUAUGAUCACUUCCGGAUAUCCAGAAGAGAAUCGUCCUAGCACCCCACCAUCACAAAGAGUUCAAUUUAUUCUUGGAGAAGAUGCAAAUAACGACAAACAUGAAAUCCAUCCGCUCUUCUCGGAAAUGGAAGAGUUGGUGGUGGAUGGCGAUGAAAUGGAGUGGAGAGAAACUGCCAGAUGGAUCAAGUUCGAGGAAGACGUCGAAGAAGGGGGCAACCGAUGGUCAAAACCUCACGUUGCUACUCUUUCUCUACAUUCGUUAUUUGAACUAAGAAGUUUACUACUGAACGGAACCGUUAUUUUAGAUAUGGAAGCAAUGUCUUUAGAGCAGAUUGCGGACUUGGUUUUGGAUAAUCUGAUUAAUAAUAACAGUUUACCUUUUGAUAAGAAAGCGAAAGUAAGGGAAGCGCUAAUGAAGAGACAUCGACAUCAGCAUCAGAGAAAACAACAUGCCUUGCCAUUUAUCCGGUCGUUUAAUGAAAUGAAAACACAAUCUUCUUCAAAAAUUGAUGAACAUUUCUCAGAAUCAUCUGUAAAAUCGGAAGGAGGAAAAUUCUUAAGCAUUCCUGGACAGGAAAAAACAUCAGCAAUGAAAAAAAGUUCAAGCUACGUGUCCAUACACAGAAACCACAGCUCGGGAGACCUCUCAGAUGUUCAACAUAAUUUAGGAUUCAUGAGGAAGAUCCCACCAGGAGCGGAGGCCAGUAAUAUCCUAGUGGGUGAGGUGGGAUUCCUCGAAAAAACAAUCUCGGCUUUCGUUAGACUGACAACAGCUACAGUUUUGGGAGAUUUGACUGAAGUUCCAGUGCCAACUAGGUUUUUGUUUAUUUUACUUGGACCACCCUCUGCCACAUCAGGUUUCCAUGAAAUCGGUCGAGCUAUGGCGACACUAAUGUCAGACGAGGUGUUCCACGAAGUAGCGUAUCGAGCCCGUAGUCGAAGUCAUAUAUUAGCAGGAGUAGAUGAGUUUCUUGACGCAGUUACAGUAUUACCUCCCGGCGAAUGGGAUCCAGCAAUAAGAAUCGAACCACCUGCCGCUAUCCCUUCCCAGGAUUCACGAAAACGGCCGCCUGAAAAACUGGUCGAAGAAAUUGAUGAGGAGGAGGAAGAACAAAGGCUAAGAGAAGAGUCCGGUUUAGCCAGAACCGGAAUAUUAUUCGGUGGACUGAUAAAUGAUAUUAAAAGAAAGACUCCAUUUUAUUUAUCUGAUUUUAAGGACGCGCUGGCUAUGCAAUGUAUAGCCUCGUGGAUAUUUUUAUACUUCGCAUGUUUGUCACCAAUUAUUACCUUCGGUGGACUUUUAUCCGAAGCUACAGGAAAAAAUAUGGCUGCUAUGGAAUCUCUAGUGUCAGGAUUUGUUUGCGGCAUUGGCUACGGAUUAUUUUCGGGACAACCAUUGUCCAUAUUGGGAUCAACAGGACCAGUAUUAGUAUUUGAAACAAUAGUUUAUGAUUUUUGUGCUACAAUGCAUUGGGAUUACAUGAGUUUUAGAUUCUGGAUAGGAACGUGGACUGCCAUUAUCUUAAUGAUAUUAGUUGCUAUAGACGCUAGUGCUUUUGUGUGUUAUAUUACCAGAUUCACGGAGGAAAAUUUUGCAACACUGAUUGCGUUUAUAUUUAUUUAUAAAGCAGUGGAAAACGUAUGGGCCAUUGGAAAGAAAUUCCCAAUAACUGUGGAUAUAAACAAUAUAAAUAUAAAUGAAUGCUCUUGCACGUGGAAUGAUACCACCCCGCCGAUGCUGUUGAAUAUGUCUAGUUCCACUACUGUCAACCAAACAAUGUGUCAGAAAUUAAACGGAACGCUGUCUGAAGGAUGUUUUCUACCACCAUACAGUCCAGAUAUAUUUUUGAUGUCAAUUUUGCUAUUCCUUGGAACUUUCUUUAUUUCAAUACAACUAAAAGACUUUAAAAAUGCUCUCUUCUUUCCAUCCAAAGUACGUCAAUUUAUAAGCGACUUUGCUGUAAUAAUAGCUAUAUGUUCCAUGACUGGGCUAGACAUUUAUGUCGGUAUUCCGACACCUAAACUAGAAGUACCCCACGAAUUCAAACCAACCCUCGAGGGUCGAGGCUGGGUCAUAGCACCUUUCAACCAUAACCCACUUUAUUCAGUAUUUGUAGCAAUACCGCCAGCACUACUGGGUACCAUUCUUAUAUUCAUGGAUCAACAAAUCACUGCAGUUAUAGUUAACAGAAAGGAGUUUAAACUUAAAAAAGGUUGUGGAUAUCAUUUAGAUUUAUUUGUUCUGGCGAUCCUCAUCGAAAUCUGUUCAAUUAUGGGACUUCCUUGGUUCGUAGCAGCGACUGUGCUCUCCAUAACCCACGUCCACUCUUUGAAAUUGGAAACAGAAUGCGCCGCUCCAGGUGACAAGCCACAAUUUUUGGGGGUUAGAGAGCAGAGAGCGACGCAUAUUUUGAUAUUUUUGUCCAUGGGAUUAUCGGUAUUCUUGACACCAAUGUUGGGACAUAUACCUAUGCCUGUAUUAUUUGGAGUAUUCCUGUAUAUGGGAAUAUCUUCUCUAAAAGGACUGCAAUUUUUCGAUAGAAUACUGAUUAUGUUUAUGCCAAAUAAAUAUCAACCUGAUUACAUGUUUUUAAGACAGGUGCCAAUAAAGAAAGUACACUUGUUCACUAUUAUUCAAUUCACCUGCUUGAUUUGCCUCUGGAUGAUAAAAUCUUUCAGCCAAACAUCAAUUCUCUUUCCUUUGAUGUUAGUGGUUAUGAUCGGCAUCAGAAAGUCAUUGGACUGGAUAUUUACAAGAAGGGAACUGAGGAUUUUAGACGAUGUCAUGCCGGAAAACAAUAAGAGACACCAAAUGGAGGAGGAUAGUAAAGCAGCAGCAAAUUUGGAAAUAGAAAAUAACGCUGGAAACUUAAAGAUACCUUUGGCCAAUGGGAACGUGAUGAAUAUUCCAUUAUCUGCUAUUAACAUUUCUGAAGAAGUGGAUAAAACUGGGAUAUGGAAACAUGUUAAUGAUAAACAAUAUUAUCAGGAUAAAGAGAAGAAGAAAGAAAAAAGUCCGAACAUUAAAAACCGAUUUAAAAAGAAGAAACCAGUCAGAAAGGAAGAAAAGACUAUAAGAGUUGAUAUGUUAGAAAAGAGACUCUCAACAUGCCAAGAAGAAGAUGACGAAGGAGUAAUAAUUAUAAAGGUGACCGACACAUCUCUUCACUUAUAAACACGCACACAUAUGACAAUCAAUACAAACUACAUAAUAUACGGCUUAAACUUAUCUACAAGACUAAAAUCCCUAAUGGUCCAUAAGGAAUCUUAUGACUGAAGACUAAAAUCAUCAAGUCCAGUUUUAACAAAACUUUUUUAUAUGUAGAAAAAUUCUUAUACAUAUAUUUUAAUACCCUUGUUAACCAAAUAUAAAACUAAAAAAUAUAUUAGAAAAUUAUAGAAAGAGGUUAGUGAAAACGCAAUAUGUAAUUUUUUAUUUUUGUCAGUUUUGUACUGUUAUACUGAUUUUGGCAGACUGCAGAAAGUAUGUAUAUUUAAAAUACAGCACAAAGAUAUAGUAAAGAAGAGUUUUUAAUAAGUUGUGGUAAUUGGAAAUAGAUUUUUAAUUAAAACAUUAUGUACUUAGAAGAGUCAUCUCAAAAAGACCAACUUCAUAUGUAAAUCGACAAAUAAAAAAGAGUUUAUUCAAAAUUAUCUAAUCUAAUCCUACUUAACUCCGCCCUCUUAAUAUUAUAUAAUUUUAGAUCAUAUCACGACGAAGUGGAAAUUCCCACAGAGGAUGAAGAAGUUCAAAAAGAAAUUAAAAUCCUCCGAAACCGAGAAGCAGCAGGAAAAGAUGAAAUAGCAUUGUAAUUAUUAAAAUACGCAGGAAGAGAAUUACAUAAAGAAAUAAACCAGCUAAUACAACAAAUAUAGGUACAAAACUGAAUACCAGAAGAUUGGAACAGAGGUAUAAUAGUAACUUUAAAUAAAAAAGGAGAUCGGAGGAGUGCGAGAAUUACAGAGCAAUAUCUUUAUUGAACACCGCAUAUACAUAGAAUUCUAGCAAACAUAAUAAACAUGAGAAUUAAAUUAUGCGCUGAACGAAUAUUAGACCAGUAAGGAUCUGUGAAAAAACGUCUAUUUUUGGAUGUGAAAGGUGGCAUUCGGAUUUUUGCAGAUAAAGUUAGGUGACACCUUCAGUAAUAAUAAUUGACCUAUGCUUCUUCUUAAAUAUGCCCGGAACAUUAAUAAAAAAAUUAAAAUAUUUAAAAAUUUCGAAAAACGUCGAUUUUUUUCUGAUUUCUUUGCUUAUAACUUUAAAACGAUUCGUUUUGGAACAAAGUCGUAGAGAAAUAAAAUAAAGAUAAUUGAAUUUUGUAUGAUAUACGACUGGUCAAAAAUGUCUUAAGGUCUUAAAUACAAUAAGUCUGUUGUUAUUCAAUGAUUUUAACCACUUUGGUGGCACUUAGAACCAUAGUAAUUCACUUACGAAAUUCUUUAAAAUAUACUUAAACGUGCACCAAAUUUCAUUAAAAUCGAAAUAAUAGAUUUUGCAUAAUAAAUUUGCAAUCUAAAUGUUUUUAAAAAAGUUCAAAUUUUUUAAAAUCUUUCUGAACAAAAAGUAGACCGUUUAGAAGUUGUCUAAUUUUGUACAUAUAAAAAGGUGCUCUACCUAUCUAAUAUACUUUACAGAAUUACAAUCGGAUUAUUUAAGGGGCCUCAGCAAUGUUUUAAACUUAUAAACAAUUUUUGGCUCAUAAAAAAUAGCUUUGUUUAAUAAUAAAAAAAUUAAUUUUUAGCAAUGCAAAUAAUUAAAACCGGUAUAAUUUGACUUAAACUUUCAAAUGCUGUCAGCAGAAUUGCUAUUUUAUUUUUUAAUCAAAAGUUAUUCGCGUUCAAAAAUUGCAAUUUUUCGAAUUUUUGAAAGUUCCACUGCGUUUAUCUCGAACACUAUGCAUCCUACGAAAAAACUUGUAAGAACAUUUUUUGCUUAGAAUAACCCAAGAAAUACAAAAAAAAUGUUUUAUUUUGCGAAAAAUCGAUGUUAUGUAAUUCCUCAAGUUCUUUGUUUAUAACAAUCUUAUCGACAUCCGGAUCAACUGUUACCCAAAAAAAUCGUGUUCUACGGGUCAAAAAAUACAUAAAAAUCUUGGGUAAGUCCAUCUAACUAAAGGAGCCAGUAGCAACCCCACCUGGCCACAGGACUAAUUUGUUUAUAAGCCAAAAAAUUGUUUAUAACUUUAAAACAUUGCUGAGGCUGCUUAAACAAUCCGAUUUCAAUUCUGUAAAGUGCAUUAGAUAGGUGGAGUGCUUCUUUAUAUGAAAAAAAAUUGACAAAUCUUUAUAUUUUCUAGUUUUUGUUGUACAAGAUUUUAAAAAAUAUUAAUUUUUUUAAAAAAGUUUAUAUUGCAAAAUUAUUAUUCAAAAUCUAGUAAGUCAAUUUUAAUGAAAUUUGGUGUACGGUUUUAGCACAUUACAAAAAUUUUCUAAGUGAAUUACGAAGGUUCCAAGUGUAACCUAAGUGAUGGAAAAUCAUUGAAUAAGGACAGGCUUGUUUUGUCCCCUUAUUUUAUAUGUAUUGCUAUUUUGCAGCAAGGGUGAUAAAUUAAGACAUUUUUAACCAAUCGCAUCUGAUAGAAAAUGUAAUUAUCUUUGUUUUAUUCCUACACGACUUUGUUCCAAAAUGAAUCGUUUUAAAGUUGUAAGCAAAAAAAUUAGAAAAAAAAACGAAAUUUUUUGAAAUUUUUAAAUAUUUUAUUUUUUUUAUUAAUGUUCCGGGCAUAUUUGAGAAGGAGCAUAAAUCAAUUAUUAUUAACGAAGUGAUCACCUAACUUUAUCCGCAAAAAUCUGAAUGCCACCUCUCACAUCCACCUAAAAACAGAUCCUUACUGGUCUAUAUUAGGAGAAUACCAAAACGGAUUCAGACCGGACAGAUCGACAAUUAAUUCUAUACAUACAGCUGAGCAAAUAAUUCAAAAAUCGAGAGAAUACAACAGAGAUACACCUAAUAUUCAUAGAUUUCAGAAGCGAUUUUGACACAAUUAGGUAAUCGGACGAUAAUGAUGGAGGAGCUAGAGAAUUUUGGAAUCACAGAAAAAUUAAGACAUAUGCUGGCUGAGUCAGCCUAAAGAACACCACAGCAAAGACCAGUUUCAACGGAACAACUUCUAAGGAGAUCAAUGUAAACAAUGGCGUGAAACAAGGUGAUUCUAUCUCACCGACAUUAUUUAACCUGAUGUUGGAAGUAAUAAUAAGGAGGACAAACUUUGCAAACAAAAAAACAAAAACAUUAUUACAGAUCAACUUCAACUAGUAGCAUAUGCAGAUGAUCUAGUUCUCAUAGCGAAGACGAAGAUGGCACUUAUAAAAGCAGUUGAAAAAUUACAUAAGGAAGCGAAGAAAAUAGGGCUAGAAAUAAACCAACACAAAACAGAAUACAUGACGAUAGGGAAGGACGACACAAUAACUCAGAAAUAUCUAAUAACACAGAACCAUAAAUUUGAAACUAUCCACCUUUGGCUACUUGGGAGUAACAAUAGGGAAAACCCGAAAAGGGGGAACAGAGGAAAGAACUCCGAAAGGCAAAAAAACAUAUAGAAUGAAAAGAAAGCUGCUGAGAAGCAAGACUUUCAGUAAGAGAACAAAGAUGAACAUUAAUAAGAUCUAUAUAAGACUUGUUGUUACAUAUGGGAUGGAAACAACAACGGUUAACAAGAAACCUAUUCACUUAUUUUAACCUAUUAACAAUAGGUUAAACUUAUCAACUUGUCAACUUAUCACACAUGACUGACGAGGGCUUAAAUAUUGAAUUCUUGGGACAAUAUAAGACUUUCUGUCUGACUAAAGAAUAGUGGUCUACUGUUGGUUUUUCAACCUAGUUUUCAGUAGGUUGUUUCGGUUGUAGGUUGUUACGGUGCCGUGCAUUUCUGCGUAGACGUCCAUCCUACAUUGUCUUGUCAGGUGAGAUGUUCGAAUGGUCAGGAUUAAAUUAGUCUAAUUUUAGCAGAAUUGCUAAACAUAUGUUGUUUAAAUAUUGUUGGUAUUAUAUUAAUAAUGAAAUUUAUAUAAACUAAUUUUACUCUUAUCUCUUUGAUCAAACUAUAAUUUUUGAUUAAAAAAUAUAAAACGACUCACAACAUUUGCCUGUUAAUCUUGUCAAUUUAUACGUACUAAUCUGCAAAUCUGUCGGGUAAAACGCUUUAGAAUUUAUAAUCAAGGUAGACUGUAUAAUUAUUUUCAUCAUUUUUUUUACAAUGUAAAAAAUAAGUGUAAAAUUAACACCAAUAUACUGCAAUGUCUUUAUUA